AAAUUGCUGAAAGGCGUCUACAUUUAACUCAGACUAUGUGAUGACGUGAUGUUGACACGCAUUUACGACAUCCACUGGAGACAAGUGAAUUCCCUCCGAUCCCGACAGCGAGAGACAGCCCCGGUUUUGUUUUUUGUUUUUUUCUUCUUCUUCUUCGCUGUGUCCAGCAAAAGCCCGACUCUGGUGGAGGAAUGGUAGCCAGUUAGCCAACGGACAAAAACUGUUGAGUUUUUACUCGUUUCACAUCGCUGGCUACUUUCUUAUAACGAUGAAUUUACUACCGUCCAAUCCACAUGGAAAUGGGCUUCUUUAUGCUGGAUUUAACCAGGAUCACGGAUGCUUUGCUUGUGGAAUGGAGAAUGGAUUUCGUGUCUACAACACAGAUCCUCUUAAAGAAAAGGAAAAGCAAGAGUUCCUAGAGGGAGGCGUCGGCCAUGUGGAGAUGCUGUUUAGGUGUAACUACCUGGCGCUGGUGGGAGGAGGGAAGAAACCCAAGUACCCGACUAAUAAAGUGAUGAUCUACGACCUCAAGAAGAAGACGGUGAUCGAGAUCGAGUUCUCCACAGAGGUGAAAGCGGUGAAGCUUCGGCGGACCAGGAUUGUAGUAGUCCUAGACUCCAUGAUCAAAGUGUUCACCUUCACGCACAACCCGCAUCAGCUGCACGUGUUCGAGACCUGCUACAACCCCAAAGGUCUGUGCGUGCUGUGUCCCAACAGCAACAACUCCCUCCUGGCGUUCCCGGGAACGCAUUCGGGCCACGUGCAGAUCGUGGACCUGGCCAACACCGAGAAGCCGCCCGUCGACAUCCCCGCCCACGAGGGGGCGCUGUGCUGCAUCGCACUCAACCUGCAGGGAACCAGGAUAGCCACGGCGUCGGAGAAAGGCACUCUGAUCAGGAUCUUCGACACGUCGGCGGGACAACUCAUCCAGGAGCUGCGGCGAGGCUCGCAGACGGCCAACAUCUACUGCAUCAACUUCAAUCAGGAUGCGUCUUUGAUCUGCGUGUCCAGUGACCACGGCACCGUGCACAUCUUCGCUGCGGAAGACCCCAAAAGGAACAAACAGUCGAGUUUGGCGUCCGCCAGCUUCCUCCCCAAAUACUUCAGCUCCAAGUGGAGCUUCUCCAAGUUCCAGGUGCCUUCGGGCUCCCCCUGCGUGUGUGCCUUCGGAACGGAGCCCAACGCCGUCAUAGCCAUUUGUGCUGACGGCAGCUACUACAAGUUUCUGUUUAACCCAAAGGGGGAGUGUUCCAGAGACGUGUACGCCCAGUUCCUGGAGAUGACUGACGAGAAAAUAUGACCCUCGUGACUUCCUGCUGAGCAGCACGGUUUUUUUUUUGUUUUGUUAUUUUUUUCCCCUUUUCUGUUUCUGAGGAAUUAGAAGUUCGACUUUGCACUUCCAUCUUAUCUGCAGAGACUCUGGAUCAUCAGAGCAUCAGAUGGAGUGGACAAAGAAAACAACAAAGCACAGAUUUGUUUUUUUAGGAGGACUAAUGGGAAACUCAUGACGUACGCCACCUUUGCUCCCAAACCAAACCCACGGCGAUGAGGGAAAGUUUUUUUUUUUGUUUUUUUUCUGAAAUACAAACAGUUUUAAGAUGUCUUCCGAAGGCUAUUUUUAUUCCCGUCCUGAUAGUUGAGACGUCUUGGUUAACUAACACCGCCCAACCCCAAACUACAGGCAGAGUGCCUCUGAAACCGAAGAGAGCGUGCGCACACAUAUUAUCGCAGAUAAAAACGCGCGCGCCGAGAACACAAAGUGUGUAAAAUUAUUAGGUGUGUGAGGGGAUCCCGCUUUGUUAGGCAUCACCUUAGAUUUUCUUUGCUUGUAUAUACACCUGACUGAAGUAACCAUAUCGAGCUGUACAGAACAGUAGCUUAAAAAAACUUUAAAAAUUAACCUGUAUUUUUUUUUUUUUUUUUUUUUUUUACUUUAUUUGUGCAAUACUCCGUUUACCAGAACGGUUUUGUCUUCAGUCUAAAAUUUCCGGAGAAAAGCUGGUAUAUUUUGAGAGAGAAGUUCUUUUCACAGAUUGGCUUCAUGGGGAAGUUAAUUACACAGAGAAAAUGUUUGCACCUUGAGUCUUAGUUUAAUCGAUUUCCAAUCAUUUUUUUUUUUUUGUCAGAGCCACCUCAAGAAAAAAAAAGAAAAAAAUUCGAUAUUUCUUCACUGCAUUCAUGAGUUACAUUUUUAUUCUGCCUCGUGCUAUUGGUCACUUUGCACCUUCAUCGCUGCUCUCGUUUCUGCCAUUUGAGCUGAUCCCUCAGCAACCUCUGGACAAGUCUGUUUGCAUCCACCGCAGUAAAACUAGUGACAAUUUUUUUUUUUUUUUUUGUUCGUUUCUUUUUCAUCUAUCACGGCCUUCAGUCGACUUGCUGCAAAACACAUUUCAUUUUUUUUUUUGUGGCUUCUUCUUGCAUCCGAACGUGCGUUUGCGGCGCUCGGAAGACCCGGACCACUAGAGGGGGAUGCCGAGUAAACUGAGAACUCGGCCAACCGGUUUCUGAUACACUUAAUGAUUGUAAAAUGUGCAUUUAAAUCUGUGAAUAAAAUUUAACAUCUGCUUUUCCAGAUAGGUUUGAUGAA
Poeciliopsis prolifica (blackstripe livebearer) is the source of this 2587-nucleotide messenger RNA. It is a transcript of the gene wdr45b, whose product is annotated as WD repeat domain 45B. Gene Ontology annotation, molecular function: phosphatidylinositol-3-phosphate binding; protein binding; phosphatidylinositol-3,5-bisphosphate binding. Gene Ontology annotation, cellular component: extrinsic component of membrane; phagophore assembly site membrane; cytosol. NCBI's taxonomy places the organism in Eukaryota, Metazoa, Chordata, Actinopteri, Cyprinodontiformes, Poeciliidae. The record is from RefSeq and is a predicted model, not a curated record. Gene Ontology annotation, biological process: protein localization to phagophore assembly site; nucleophagy; autophagy of mitochondrion.